Molecule: messenger RNA, 5579 nt
Organism: Octodon degus (degu)
Lineage: Eukaryota; Metazoa; Chordata; Mammalia; Rodentia; Octodontidae
Gene: Mecom
Product: MDS1 and EVI1 complex locus
Exons: 16
Coding region: 998-4156 (1052 amino acids)
Biological process (GO): regulation of transcription by RNA polymerase II; negative regulation of DNA-templated transcription
Cellular component (GO): nucleus
Molecular function (GO): DNA-binding transcription activator activity, RNA polymerase II-specific; histone H3K9 methyltransferase activity; protein binding
Source: RefSeq, a predicted model, not a curated record
AGGAGGCUGCUGUCACUUUAAAAUUUACUGAAAGAAGAGCCCAGCUUCCGAUCACUCUGGGCGGCUUCUCCCUCUCCCCGGGUUCUUUCUGGAUGGCCGAGCAGAUCUUCUUUAAAGAGACAGUUCAUGAAAUAGAAACCCGGCUGCUGAGCUCGGAGUUGCGAAAGGGGACUGUCCGGGAGGGUCUGGGACCGCGCAGGCUGCGGCGGAGCUGAGCGGGGUCGCGCUGCCCUCGCCGCGGACCCCCACCUUCGCGCGCUCUGCUCCUCCAGCCUGUGCGCCCCCCUCGGGCUUGGGAACCAGAAGUGGAAGAAGUUUUAGUGGGUUUCAGAUAACUUUCAUUACACAUCGGGCUGAUAAGAGCAAGAGAAAGUGAGAAAAGAGGGAGGUGAUGUGAACCAGGAGGCAUAGCUGCGAGCUCGUUUAGGAAGGAAAAAAAAAAAAAAAAAAGCCAAAGACACCCAUCCCGGGUCACUCAGACGAGAGAAGACUUCAUUUCUGGUCUUAAAACACACUGGUGGAGGACAAUAAAUCUGAAACGCGUGGUCCCGGCGAGCAGAUCCUAGAGACGGACAAAGUUAUCAGAGACCCUUUUGGAAAUCGAGACGCGAGGCUUGUUUUUUUUUUUUUUUUUUUUUUUUUUUUUUUUCUUCUCUCUCUUUUUUUUAAAAACAACUCGAAAAAUGUUGCUGGGGAUCGUUUGAAAGGAUUUUCGUGCAUGAGCGUUGAGGGCUGCUGAUUAUUUUAUUUUGUUUAUUUCUUCUGUGAUUGCCUUUUAUUGCUGAGUUGAGGCCAUAGAAAUCUUAAGAUCUUAGAUGAGUUUUGCAAUGUCAAGUUCUGCAUAGAUGCCAGUCAACCAGAUGUAGGAAGCUGGCUCAAGUACAUCAGGUUCGCUGGCUGUUAUGAUCAGCACAACCUUGUUGCGUGCCAGAUAGAUGAUCAGAUAUUCUAUAGAGUAAUCACAGACAUUGCACCAGGAGAGGAACUCCUGCUGUUCAUGAAGAGUGAAGACUAUCCCCAUGAAGCCAUGGCGCCUGACAUCCACGAAGAACGACAAUAUCGUUGUGAGGACUGUGACCAGAUCUUUGAAUCCAAAGCUGAACUAGCAGAUCACCAAAAGUUUCCCUGUAGCACACCUCAUUCAGCAUUCUCAAUGGUGGAAGAGGACUUUCAACAAAAACUUGAAAGUGAAAACGACCUCCGAGAGAUACACAGCAUCCAGGAGUGUAAGGAAUGUGACCAAGUUUUUCCUGAUUUGCAAAGCUUGGAGAAGCACAUGUCGUCACAUACUGAGGAGAGGGAAUACAAGUGCGAUCAGUGUCCCAAGGCAUUUAACUGGAAGUCCAAUUUAAUUCGCCACCAGAUGUCACAUGACAGUGGAAAGCACUAUGAAUGUGAGAACUGUGCCAAGCAGGUUUUCACGGACCCUAGCAACCUUCAGCGGCACAUUCGCUCUCAGCAUGUUGGUGCCCGGGCCCAUGCGUGCCCGGAGUGUGGCAAAACGUUUGCCACGUCGUCAGGCCUCAAACAACACAAGCACAUCCACAGCAGUGUGAAGCCCUUUAUCUGUGAGGUCUGCCAUAAAUCCUAUACUCAGUUUUCAAACCUUUGUCGUCAUAAGCGCAUGCAUGCUGAUUGCAGAACCCAAAUCAAGUGCAAAGACUGUGGACAAAUGUUCAGCACUACGUCUUCCUUAAAUAAACACAGGAGGUUUUGUGAGGGCAAGAACCAUUUUGCGGCAGGUGGAUUUUUUGGCCAAGGCAUUUCACUUCCUGGAACCCCAGCUAUGGAUAAAACGUCCAUGGUUAAUAUGAGUCAUGCCAACCCGGGCCUUGCUGACUAUUUUGGUGCCAAUAGGCAUCCUGCUGGUCUUACCUUUCCAACAGCUCCUGGAUUUUCUUUUAGCUUCCCUGGUCUGUUUCCUUCCGGCUUGUACCACAGGCCUCCUUUGAUACCUGCUAGUUCUCCUGUUAAAGGACUACCAAGUACUGAACAGACAAACAAAAGUCAAAGUCCCCUCAUGACACAUCCUCAGAUACUACCAGCUACACAGGAUAUUUUGAAGGCACUAUCUAAACACCCACCUGUAGGGGACAAUAAGCCAGUGGAGCUCCAGCCCGAGAGGUCCUCUGAAGAGAGGCCCCUUGAGAAAAUCAGUGACCAGUCAGAGAGUAGUGACCUUGAUGAUGUCAGUACGCCAAGUGGCAGUGACCUGGAGACAACCUCGGGCUCUGAUCUGGAAAGUGACAUUGAAAGUGAUAAAGAGAAAUUUAAAGAAAAUGGUAAAAUGUUCAAAGACAAAGUAAGCCCUCUUCAGAAUCUGGCUUCAAUAAAUAAUAAGAAAGAAUACAGCAAUCAUUCCAUUUUCUCACCAUCUUUAGAGGAGCAAACUGCCGUGUCAGGAGCUGUGAAUGAUUCUAUAAAGGCUAUUGCUUCUAUUGCUGAAAAAUACUUUGGUUCAACAGGACUGGUGGGGCUGCAAGACAAAAAAGUUGGAGCUUUACCUUACCCUUCCAUGUUUCCCCUCCCAUUUUUUCCAGCAUUCUCUCAAUCAAUGUACCCAUUUCCUGAUAGAGACUUGAGAUCGUUACCUUUGAAAAUGGAGCCCCAAUCACCAAGCGAAGCAAAGAAACUACAGAAGGGAAGCUCAGAGUCUCCCUUUGAUCUCACCACUAGGCGAAAGGAUGAGAAACCCUUGACUCCUGCCCCCUCCAAGCCUCCAGCCACACCUGCCACAAGCCAAGACCAGCCCCUGGAUCUAAGUAUGGGCAGUAGGAGUAGAGCCAGUGGGGCCAAGCUGACUGAACCUCGAAAGAACCAUGUGUUUGGGGAAAAGAAAGGAAGCAAUGCUGAAGCCAGGCCAGCGUCAGAUGGCUCCUUGCAGCAUGCAAGGCCCACUCCCUUCUUUAUGGACCCUAUUUACAGAGUAGAGAAAAGAAAACUAACUGACCCACUUGAAGCUUUAAAAGAGAAAUACUUGAGACCUUCUCCAGGAUUCCUAUUUCACCCACAAUUCCAAGUGCCUGAUCAGAGAACUUGGAUGUCAGCUAUUGAAAACAUGGCAGAAAAGCUAGAGGGCUUCAGUGCCCUGAAACCUGAAGCCAGUGAGCUGCUGCAGUCAGUGCCCUCUAUGUUCAAUUUCAGAGCACCUCCCAGUACCCUGCCGGAGAACCUACUGCGUAAGGGAAAGGAGCGUUAUACCUGCAGAUACUGUGGUAAGAUUUUUCCGAGGUCUGCGAACCUAACACGGCACUUGAGAACCCACACAGGAGAACAGCCUUACAGAUGCAAAUACUGUGACAGAUCGUUCAGCAUAUCUUCUAACUUGCAGCGGCACGUUCGCAACAUCCACAAUAAGGAGAAGCCGUUUAAAUGUCACUUGUGUGAUAGGUGUUUUGGUCAGCAAACCAACUUAGACAGACACUUAAAGAAGCACGAGAACGGGAACAUGUCUGGUACAGCGACAUCAUCACCUCACUCUGAACUGGAAAGCACAGGCGCCAUCCUGGAUGACAAGGAAGAUGCUUACUUCACAGAAAUUCGGAAUUUCAUUGGGAAUAGCAGUCACAGCAGCCAGUCUCCCAGGAAUGCAGAGGAGAGAAUAAAUGGCAGUCACUAUAAGGAUGAGAAGGUAUUGGUGACUGGUCAGAAUUCAGAUUUACUGGAUGAUGAGGAAGUGGAAGACGAGGUGUUGUUGGAUGAGGAGGAUGAAGACAACGAACUCACAGGAAAACCCGCGAAGGAGCCCGUGGCCAGCAGUCUGCAUGAAGGAAGCCCUGAAGAUGACUUUGAAGAAGCUGGUGCCCUGGAGAUGAGUUGUAAGACGUCCCCAGUGAGGUAUAAAGAGGAAGAAUAUAAAACUGGACUUUCUGCUCUAGAUCACAUAAGGCACUUCACAGACAGCCUCAAAAUGAGGAAAAUGGAAGAUAAUCAAUAUACUGAAGCUGAGCUGUCUUCUUUUGGUACUGCCCAUGUGCCAGAGGAACUUAAGCAGCCGCUACACAGAAAGUCCAAGUCACAGGCGUAUGCUAUGAUGCUGUCAUUGUCUGACAAGGAAGCCCUCCAUUCAGCGUCUCACAGUUCUUCCGCCGUGUGGCACAGCAUGGCAAGGGCUGCAGCAGAAUCCAGUGCCAUCCAGUCUAUCAGCCGUGUAUGACAUACUAAGCUUGACCAGAAUGGGACCAAGUCCACCAGUAGCAUGGUUCUUUCCUAUAGGACUAUUUACAAGACUGCUGAGCAGAAUGCCUUAUAAAUCUGAAAGGUCACUCAUUUAAAGUCUGGUGACCUUAAACUGAAUGAUUAAAGAAAAAAGAAAGACAAAGGAAACUAUUUAUUCUCGAUUUUUUUUUUUUUUUUUUUUUUUGCACAGCAAAUGCAGCUGCUGACUUCUGGAGGAUCAGUUUGACUUAAAGUGAGUCCGUGGAAAUGAAAAACUUGCUGGGCAAAAGGCAUCUUCCAGUUCACCCUGCCUAGGGUGUGGGUGGGCAAGAGGGGCAGUUGAGAUGGCAGCCUUGAUAUGAACGAACACUCCGUAGAAACCGAAUUCUUAUCUGUACAAGAUUACCUGAAAUGAUUGGGAACAGUUGCUUUGAAUUACAGAUUUAAUUUUUCUCUUUGUUAAAGUCUUCUGUAAUUUAACCCUUUGAAGAUGGAAGUAGCUGGGUGAAAUGCACAGUCAAUUAUUAUAGAAACUGAUGAAAGGGAGUAUUUGUUCCCCCCUUUAACUUUUGCCUUCUUAAAUACAUGGCUUAAAACUAGGGGAAAAGGGUCUGUGUAUAUUGUAAACUAUGGAUGUUCAUGCUUCAGGAGGUUAAGUCAGUGAUUUAACCUGUUCAUCACCAGUACCGACGUACCACUAAUAAAAUGUUUGCCAAAUGCUUGUAAUAACAUCUUCAUUUUAGACAAUCAUGUCACUGGUUUUUAAUGUUUAAUUUUUUUGUGUUGUGUGUAUCAUGUAUUUAUUUGUUGGCAAACUAUUGAUUGUUGAUUAAAAUAGCACUGUUCCAGUCAGCCACUAUUCUAUGAUGUUAGAGGCACACCCCUCUCUCAAUUGCAAGGACCAAGGUGACUGGACCUGUGUGUGGGAGUGCCGAAUGGGGUUUGGCUUUUCUUAACAUUCCUUUUUUUGGUUGUUGUUUUGUUUUCCUUCUUAAUGAGCUAAAUAUGAAUAGAUGCAACUUAGUUUUUGUAAUACUAAAAUUGAUUCAAUUGUAUAAACGAUUAUAAUUUCUUUCAUGAAAGCAUGAUUCUUCUGAUUAAAAACUGUACCCCAUAUUAUGCUGGUUGUCUGCAAGCUUGUGCGAUGUUACGUUCAUGUUAAUCCUAUUUGUAAAAUGAAGUGUUCCCGACCUUAUGUUAAAAGAGAGAAGUAAAUAUCAGACUGUAUUCAGUUAUUUUUCCUUUUAUUGAGGAACAAGAUUUGUUUUGUUUUUUGUUUGUUGUUUGUUUGUAAUCUCAUUUUGAAAUAAUCGGCAAGUUGAGGUACUUUCUUCAAAUGCUUUGUACAAUAUAAACUGUUAUGCCUUUCAGUGCAUUACUAUGGGAGGAGCAACUAAAAAAUAAAGACUUAAAAAAAUGUC